Sinocyclocheilus rhinocerous is the source of this 1980-nucleotide messenger RNA. RefSeq lists its product as uncharacterized. Bases 1 to 1836 code for a protein of 611 amino acids. Lineage: Eukaryota; Metazoa; Chordata; Actinopteri; Cypriniformes; Cyprinidae. The transcript has 7 exons. The record is from RefSeq and is a predicted model, not a curated record.
AUGUCAUCAAGUCUUCAGCUAUCUCACAGUCAAAGUGUCCUUCCCUUGUUCAUGGGUAAAGGCAGAAAUGUCACCUUCGUUCUGGACUCCUCUGUGGGAAUGAAUGGCUUUUUGGGACCAGUGAAGAAUCUUAUCAUUCAAACCUUGAUUACUAAAGCUUCACUCAGAGACUCGCUCUUCAACAUUAUCAGCUUUUCAUACAAGUCAACAGCAUGGUCUUCUCACAUGAUGCCCUGCACCCCUGAUGUAGUCUAUGAAGCAUUGAGCUGGAUCCACACAUUACAGACAAGUCCUGGCAGAGACCUCCACUCAGCCCUGGCCUUAGCAUUCUCUGACCCCGUCUGUCAGUCUGUCCAUUUAGUGACCAGCGGUCUCCCAGACAACCCACCACAAUGUCUAGCUUCAUUUUCAACCCUGGUGAUGCGCCCUGUGGAUACAUUUUACAUAUCUGACAAGACUCCCAUGAACACUGACAUAUCAGACUUCUUGCAGUGCAUCACGUCCACCACUAGAGGAAGCUGUUACGUCAUGACGCUCAACUCAGCUGGCAAUGUGGACCAGCUCAGUUUGUUGCAUUCAACGGAUGACUUGAUUGAAAAGUCAUCAGACUCAGAAGACCCAUGUCGUUCAGUAGACUUCAAUCAGGUCCCAUUCUACAACUGCACAAGCUGUGUCUGUUCCUUACCGUACUGGUGUUCCCCUAUGAAUCCUUUUAGUACAGUAUCAUGUGUAUCUGCUAGGGUAAUGCGAGGUGCUGAGCUUUUUCCUGGCUGCCGUGUGUUAGCCAGAAGAGAGAUAGACGGGUUUUACUACCUGGGGACAAUCAUACAUCAGGGCAGAGGAAAUCUUUAUACGGUGGAGUUUGAUAAGUUUGGACCUAAAGGAAAUACAUUUAUGGACACAUUAAAUACAGUUCAGCCAAUUUGCCAGCCUGAUAUGGUUAGUCUAGCCAGUGCACAUAGGCACAGUAUAGUACCAGGAGACACUGUUCUGGCACCAUGGGAGCCAGACAUGAGACGAUAUGGGCCUGGAAGAGUCAUCUCCGGUAUGGAGCUAAGAGAUCCGCUUAAAAGUGACGAAGGUCUUUUAGGACUCCAGGUUCUCUUCUGGAACGGGAUGACAAUUCAUGUUCCCAAACAGCUCGCAGUAUGGAUUCCAGCCUCUCAUCAUGAGCAAAUUAUCAAAGACCUCCAGCAUUAUUCAUCUCGGCCAUGUUGCUACAGGGUCUCCCACUGCGCCACCAUGAAUUGUUUUGAAUUGCCAUGUCACCAGUGCAACCACCUCAGUCUGCCCUCCAUUCCACCAUGCCAUCCAGUCAAGAGAUGCUGGCCAAUGUUCAUGUCAUCUCCACUACUGAAUAACCAAAGGAGAGAUGAGCUGGAGAGGAAAUUUGAUCUCCAACUUAAAGAACUACAGAGCUCUCAACAGACACAAGUGCCUUCAUGUUCCUCAUCAUCAACCUGUGACUCAGAUGAGAAUGAGGAGGAUACUGCAGCUGAAAAACACAGGCCUUCAAGAACUUCAGAACUGGUGAGCCGAUCAAUAAACACAGAGAUUUCCUGCCUGAGAAAGCCAUACACUCAACCUGAGACCAGACCGGCCUGGAGAUACUGGAAAAGGGGUUCUGCAGAACCACAGCACAAGAAACCAGGAAGAGCAGUCAGGUCUCCAAAUGUCAGCCAUUCUUGGCCUAAAGACACUGGGAAUUCUGGGAGCUCUACAGAUAACGCUAUGAUGACCAAUCACAGCUCUUUAUUUAAGCUGGUUCCUGAUUCACCAAAACGAGGAGUUAAUAUGAGGGAAAUAUUUGGAUCAGCACAAGGCCAACUAAACUGAUAGUUCCACAGCCAAAGUUCAGAAUGUUAUGAGUAUCGCCAGUGAGCUUUUGCUGAUGUUUUUCCCCAGAGAUGAUAUUUGUUUGUAAAUCAAACAUCCUAUGGUUGGUGUACUAAUUAAAUACAAAAGACUAUUGUGUAAAAU